Molecule: messenger RNA, 379 nt
Organism: Gekko japonicus
Lineage: Eukaryota; Metazoa; Chordata; Lepidosauria; Squamata; Gekkonidae
Product: protein ARV1-like
Exons: 2
Biological process (GO): sterol metabolic process; regulation of plasma membrane sterol distribution; intracellular sterol transport
Cellular component (GO): cortical endoplasmic reticulum; Golgi apparatus
Source: RefSeq, a predicted model, not a curated record
AUUCAAGGGAAGCUCUGCAUCUUUUGUUUGCUUUGUGAAGCUUAUCUCAGGUGGUUACAACUACAGGAUUCAAGCCAAAGCCCGGACCCUGAUGAUUUAAUUAGAUAUGCCAAAGAAUGGGAUUUUUAUCGAAUGUUUGGAAUAGCAUCCCUAGAACAAGCUGCCUUUUUGAUUGGCAUCUUCACUGCUCUGUGGUUAGCAAGACCGAGAGUCCUACAAACCAAGGCAGAUUUCAUCUUACUUCUGAAAGCGCUGCUGCUGUCUAGUUACGGAAAACUUCUGCUGAUUCCAGCUGUUAUUUGGGAGCAUGACUAUACUCAUUUGUGUCUCAAGCUCAUUAAAGUAUUUGUCCUGACAUCAAAUUCUCAAGCAAUUAGAG